Messenger RNA from Fopius arisanus, 902 nucleotides. It is a transcript of the gene SmB, whose product is annotated as small ribonucleoprotein particle protein SmB. The coding region runs from base 121 to 774 and encodes 217 amino acids. Gene Ontology annotation, cellular component: cytoplasm; catalytic step 2 spliceosome; U2-type prespliceosome. Gene Ontology annotation, biological process: mRNA splicing, via spliceosome. The transcript has 3 exons. Gene Ontology annotation, molecular function: RNA binding. Lineage: Eukaryota; Metazoa; Arthropoda; Insecta; Hymenoptera; Braconidae. The record is from RefSeq and is a predicted model, not a curated record.
AAAAUCAUAACCUGGAUAAAUUUUGGGCCGGUGACAUCCUCGGAUUGCUGAGCAUCUUUUUAUCAUUGCACAGUGAUAAAAAUUUAUUGACGAAAGUGAAAUCCAGAAACACUCGUCAAAAUGACGAUUGGAAAAAAUAAUAAGAUGCUCCAGCAUAUAAAUUACCGAGUGAGGAUAAUCCUGCAGGAUAGCAGGACCUUCAUUGGUACAUUCAAGGCCUUCGACAAGCACAUGAACUUGAUCCUGGGUGACUGCGAGGAGUUCUGCAAAGUCAAGCCCAAAAAUACGAAGCAACCUGAGAAGGAGAAGAAGAGAGUCCUGGGUUUUGUUCUUCUGAGGGGUGAAAAUAUCGUAUCCCUGACGGUGGAGGGGCCUCCACCCCCCGAGGAGGGUCUUCCAAGAGUUCCUAUUCCAGGAGCAGCACCAGGUCCAGGAAUGGGUCGUGCUGCUGGAAGAGGAAUGCCAGCAAAUGUUGCUGGAGUGCCUGCGGGUCUCCAGGGGCCAGUGAGAGGUGUUGGAGGUCCUUCCCAACAGAUUAUGACACCAGCUGGAAGAGGGCAGGUAUCUGCACCACCUCAGAUGCAUCCUGGGGGUCCACCUAGGAUGCCUGUCAGUGGACCACCACCUGGAAUGAUGGGACCACCUCCUGGCAUGAUGGGAAUGCCACCAGGAAUGCCUCCAAUGGGACGUGGAGGGCCACCCAUGGGGCCUCCAGGCAUGAGGGGACCACCUCCAGGAAUGAUGAGAGGAGGGCCACCACCUCGUCCUUAUUAAUUAAAGAAAUCCACUCCUUUUAAGAUAAUUCAUGAUAAUUUGAGAAAAAUGAGAAACAAUAAAUUUUCUUACGUUGAUAACACCAAAUACACGAUAAAGAAUAAUAAAAACCACUGAGUUUGCAGUAA